UUUUGUGGCUGUGGUACCUAAUGAACACCCUGUAGCCUGGGCAUCCGGAACAGUGGUCGGACACCAUUCAUCACCUUGCAGCAAACAUUGAUUAGAGCAAAAAUAUAAGUCUAGAUAGCUUUUAAACGAACAUGUAGAAUCGAAUCGAUGAAAUAAUAAGGGUAACCUUUCACAUACAGGUGAUAUUGAAGACAAGACAUACUGCACUACGUUUCUGAUCAUAUCAGCAGCCUUUCUGGGUUUGAUCUUGAAGUGGGCUUUUCUGUUUACAAAUGGAGAAUGGAGACUGGGGCCAUAGGAUGACUAACCCAGUGACCUUAAAUGUGGGGGGCCACCUGUACACCACCUCCCUAUCAACCCUGCAGCGGUACCCAGACUCCAUGCUGGGCGCCAUGUUCCGUGGGGAUUUUCCCACAACGCGGGACGCCCAGGGAAACUACUUCAUCGACCGCGAUGGGACGCUCUUCCGGUACGUGCUGAACUUCCUACGUACGUCCGAGCUCACACUCCCUGUGGACUUCACUGAAACUGACCUCCUGAGGAAGGAGGCAGAUUUCUACUUGAUCGAACCGUUGAUCCAUUGCCUCAAUGAACCCAAGCCGCUCUACCCUCUGGACAUCUUUGAGCAGGUGGUGGAGCUGUCCAGCACACGGAAACUAUCCAAGUAUUCAAACCCAGUGGCUGUCAUUAUCACACAGCUCACCAUAACAACCAAGGUGCAAGCCCUGCUGGAGGGCAUCUGCAAAAAUUUCACCAAGUGGAACAAACACAUGAUGGACACGAGAGACUUUCAGGUGUCCUUCACUUUUGGACCGUGUGACUACCACCAGGAAGUGACCCUCAGGGUUCACCUAAUGGACUACAUCAUGAAGCAGGGCUUCACCAUCCGGAACACUCGAGUGCAUCACAUGAGCGAGCGAGCCAAUGAGAAUACAGUGGAGCACCACUGGACAUUCUGCAGACCGGCUCGCAAAGUAGAAGACUGACUGUGCCACAGCUGUAGUCUAUGGAGUCACUUCCAUACUAUUUUCAUCAUCGUCGCUCUCAAACAUAUUAGCAACAUAUUAACAUUAUUAUGGUAUUGUUGAAAGAAAAAAAAGAAAAGCUGGUUGGUCUGCUUGUAAUGAGAUUUCAUUGCCAUGAUGAUACGAAAUCACUGUGUAUAAGACAAUAUCCUAUAAUAGGUUCAUCUUUCACAAUGGAAGAGAGAAGGUGCAAAUAAAAAGUGAUAGAUUCAUGCCCUAAUACUAUACACACUUUGAUCGUGAAAAUAAAAUGAUGCAUAAUAAUCAACAGUUCUUCUGUAAAUAUAUGGAUACAUCUGUCUUUUCUGAAUGUUAACAUUGUUGUCUGUUUAGGCAUAAAUUGCAUAUGGUUAUGAUAUCUGCAUGGUGCAAUUGAGAAUCCAGGCAUUAUUGUAUGUUCAAUAUGAAGUAUUAUAUUUCAACAUACUAAAGCUCAUGUCAUCAGUGAUGUAGUUGGUCUUAGCUGGGGGAUAUGGAUGGACAAAAAGACAUAUCACAAUAAAUUGCCUGAAUUGAUGCAAUAAUGAUAAAUAGCAGGAUAAGUUUAUAACCAUGUGCACCACCAUUUAAAAAUAUAUCCUUUAAACUACUACUACUACUAGUUUAAUGGUUGAACCAUCAAUUGUCCCAUUAACAAUCACCCAUAUUAGCAAACUUAUUAAAUUUCAAUCGUCACAUUUCUCUAGUAUAGGCCACUUAUUUGAUCAAAUUUGAUUUCUUGUAAUGAACGGUAUCAGUAAAAUGCUUGCGAUAA
Molecule: messenger RNA, 1779 nt
Organism: Oncorhynchus keta (chum salmon)
Lineage: Eukaryota; Metazoa; Chordata; Actinopteri; Salmoniformes; Salmonidae
Gene: kctd6b
Product: potassium channel tetramerization domain containing 6b
Exons: 3
Coding region: 273-986 (237 amino acids)
Biological process (GO): protein homooligomerization
Molecular function (GO): protein binding
Source: RefSeq, a predicted model, not a curated record